GGUGGGUACUGAGUUUUGUGCCCUCUCUUGCGUCUGCCGCUGCUUGGACCUGCUUAUAGUACCAGCCUCAGCUUUCCCGCCUGCUUGCUGCCCAAAUCAGUGAACAAACUGCACCAGACCUCCUUGAACGACGCCUCAAACACAAAACAGCCAAUCAGAGUCCAGGAUUUUUUUUUAUUGUUUUGCUUUUGGAUUCCAUCACUGCAGUUCACUUCAACAUUUUUCUUUUUUUUUUUGUUCUUCUCGCUUUGGCCUGGUGUGCAAACCGUGGAGCUUCAUGAUCUAAGGCAGAGAGAGGAACGUUGGUAAAAAGUGACAAACAUAAAGCACUUUUGGGAUUGUAAGGAUUCGAAGUCUAAAGCGUGCGGAGAUGGCGAUGAAUAUGGCUCACAUGCGGGACACCAAAUGGCUGACGCUGGAGGUGUGUCGAGAGUUUCAGAGGGGAACGUGCGCUAGAUCUGAUGCCGAGUGCAAGUUUGCGCAUCCCGCCAAGAGCUGCCAGGUGGAGAACGGCCGGGUCAUCGCCUGCUUUGACUCGCUGAAGGGCCGCUGCUCCAGAGAGAACUGCAAGUACCUUCAUCCUCCUCCACACCUGAAGACGCAGCUGGAGAUCAACGGCCGAAACAACCUGAUCCAGCAGAAGAACAUGGCCAUGCUCGCACAGCAGAUGCAGAUCGCCAACGCCAUCAUGCCCGGCAGUCAGCUUCAGCCCAUGCCUAUGUUUUCGGUCUCGCCAAGCCUUGCAAGCAACGCCAGUGCAGCUGCGGCAGCGGCGGCUGCGGCUGCGUUUAAUCCGUACCUGGGUCCGGUGUCUCCUGGCCUGAUGUCCGCAGAGAUCCUGCCCAGUGCACCGGUGCUGAUGGCGGGCAGCCCUGGGGUGGCGUCUGUGCCGUCCGCUGCCAACGCCGCUGCUGCUGCCGCUUCAGCCGCCGCCGCACAGAAACUGCUCAGAACAGACCGACUGGAGGUGUGUCGUGAAUACCAGCGUGGCAACUGCUCUCGUGGGGAGACGGACUGCAGGUUUGCCCACCCUGCCGACAGCACAAUGAUCGACCCCAGCGACAACACAGUGACGGUGUGUAUGGAUUACAUAAAGGGCCGCUGCUCCAGAGACAAGUGCAAAUACUUCCACCCUCCUGCUCACCUGCAGGCCAAAAUAAAAGCCACCCAACACCAGGUCAAUCAGGCCUCGGCCGCCGCUGCCAUGACUCAGUCGGCUGUCAAAUCACUGAAGCGACCCCUCGAAGCCACCUUUGACCUGGGAAUUCCUCACAGUGUCAUGCCACCUUUACCAAAGCGACCCGCGCUUGAGAAAGCCAACGGUGCCACGAGCAUGUUCAGCGCUGGCAUGCUCCAGUACCAGCAGGCUUUGGCCAACAUGCAGUUUCAGCAGCAGGCAGCCUUUAUUCCUUCAGUUCCCAUGAUGCACGGCGCUUCCCCGGCCGCUGUGUCUGCAGCAACCACAUCUGCCACAAGUGUUCCCUUCGCAUCUGCAUCAGCCAAUCAGGACUCUUCUCUAUCAAAGCUGACUACCAACGAAUACAUGCAAUUGAUUCCAAUAAUAUCUGCGGAGCAUCUGACUAGUCACAAGUACUUGACGCAGAUGUAAUUCCAGUCCACAACAAUCAAAAAGAAUGUGCUGUUGUCCCGGACAAAAGGCGAACCAACAAAUUUCCAAAUUUUAACAUCAAGACCUGCGCUGGCUAGAACACACAACGAAGAUUAGAAUUUGGCGAUAGUAGGCUUUAACCGAGGUGAAUCUGAGCAUCCUUCUGCAUGAUGUGUAGAAUUCGAUUGAACUACACUGUCAUGUCAGACAGGACUGAUUUUUUAACUCCCAAGCCAGUAGGAUCAGUAGGAAAAAAAGUUGUUUUCAUGUCUGACCGAACACCGUUUUGGCAUGUUAGUAGAC
Danio rerio (zebrafish) is the source of this 1912-nucleotide messenger RNA. It is a transcript of the gene mbnl1, whose product is annotated as muscleblind-like splicing regulator 1. The record is from RefSeq and is marked validated. Gene Ontology annotation, molecular function: metal ion binding. NCBI's taxonomy places the organism in Eukaryota, Metazoa, Chordata, Actinopteri, Cypriniformes, Danionidae. Gene Ontology annotation, cellular component: nucleus; cytoplasm.